UUCUCGAGCAUCCGCAGACUCACGAUGUAUGGAAGACCUCCUCGCGGCGGUGGCGGUGGGCCGCCAUCAAGAGGCGCCAACUUUGACAGGAACGCUAAUCCAUACUAUACUCAGAACCCCAAUUUCCUCCCUAACUUUCAAUUCCAAAAUCCUUAUUUACAAUUCCAAAACCCCAGCUUUCCCAUCCAGAACCCCAACUUUCAGUUCCAUGCUCAGCCUUCUAGACCGAUGGCGGCCAUAGAUAUGGUCGAUAAGGCAGUUCUGAAGGCUCGCCGUGAAAUUCUCUCCACCGGAGAUUUUGUCUCAGCGUGGAAAGUGUCCCAAGCUGCUCUGGUUUUACUUCAGGCUGACACAUGGGACUCUUUAGGUUUCCAAAUGCAGCAAGUGCCCUCCCUUCACCGUCUCAUACUCACUGAAGGAAAGAUUAAUUCCUUCAUUCGCUGCUUUGUUGGGACUCAAAGAAUUACAACAUUGCAUGAUUUGGAAAUUGCAAUAUGCAAUACUGAGGGGGUUGAGCGGUUUGAAGAACUUGAAUUGGGUCCUUUGGUGAAACAUCCAUUAGUUGCACACUAUUUUUCUCCAAGCGCAGACAUGACAGAAAUCUGCAGAAUAACAAGUAAUGGAAUAAUAUCUUUGCUUUCUGAGUUCAUGGAUACCAAUAAACAUAAAAAAGUAGACAUUGAGGAGCUUUUGGAUUUUAUUGCAAAGAAACAAUCCGUAACAUCCAAGGAAAAGCUUGGUGUGCGAAUUCAGAGUUUGGGGAUGCAUAUCACACUGAUUCGACAAGCAAAAGAGUUAGAGGUCACCAAUGUGACCAAGUAUCUGAAGCCAUUGAGAAGGAGAUCCACUAAAAAAUUUAGAAAACACCCUCUUUUAUCCUCACAGAAAAAGCAGAUGGAUGAACAUUUCAGAGCUAUAUCAGAGCGUGUCAAAGCAUUCUCAUCUGUUAACGAAAUUGACAUUGACAGUGGGAAACAUACACUCUUUUUAUCCAGCUGCUCUGAGGAUAGUGCCAAUGAUGAUGAUGAAUCUGAAGAUGAGCAGGGUGGUAAUGAUGUACAUCAUGAAAAUGUUAAUAGCUCCGAUAGAGCGAGUACUUGUCCUUAUCCAUCAGUAACUGAAGAAAUAACGCGUCUGGGAUUUAGCAACGGUGUUAAACAAUCCAAAAGAAAAAGGAAACACAGCAAUAUUCAGAGUUCUGUUUCUUGUGCAAAGAAAGAGUUCAAAUCAGAAAGGGCCCAAACACCUGGGACUUCUGGGAAGAAGAUUAAUAGGGUAGGGAAGCAAAGCACAACUGAUUCUGCUGAUUGCUCAUUUGGAAGUGAUUCGAUGAAGAUGUUCAUUACCACUUGGAAGGAGACAUGUCAAACAAACAAUGUGGAUGAGGUGUUUAAUAAGAUGCUUCUGUUUUAUACAGAAAGCAAAAAAUCAAGAUCAACAGCAAGAAGAUUGUUUUCCUUGUACCCAUGUGUAGGAUUGCUUCAUAUUGCUGUGACAUCCAUUAAAAAUGGAAUGUGGGAUAGCAUGUAUGAUGCCUUUCAGGAUAUGAGUCAACCUGAAGUAGCAAACACGCGAUCUGAGAAUCAUUCUGAUUUUAUAUCUAUUGAUGUUGAAUCACCAUCACCAUUGCCUAGAAAGAAUGUGUCCAUCCUCCCUCAAGAACUUCUGGAAGCUGAACCAUGUGUCUCAGUUCAGGACAUUGUGAGCAAAAUUUCUGCAUAUCUAGAGGUUGACAGUGACCGAUUUAAUUCAUUCACAGAUAAGUUCACCAUCUUGAGGAAACUAUGCAAGCUUGAAUCUUGGUUAUCUGACCAAUUCUCCUCUAAAGGAUUUGAGUCACUUGGUUAUGGAGAUGUUUGGUCAUUCAUUGAAAAACAUAUGCAUUUCUUUGCAAAUGCUUUUCAGAAGAGCUUGAUAAGUGAUAUUAAUGAGAAUCAUCCUCUGAAGGCUUCCAUGCUUGAGCUUCAGUUGGAUGUCUUGGUAUCGCAGGCUUUGCACAUUUUAUUGGAUAACGAUAAGUUAAACAUGCAAAAGGUUUCUGAGUUGCUAGCUCGACAAUUCCCUUUGGUAUGUUUUCAGCUGGUACAUCCUGAUUUGUUGGUAAACUUAGAUUAUAGUAAAAAUGAGAAAGCCGCCUUGAGCUCGAAGUGUAUAAUAUUUUCUGAAACUUUGUUCAAAGCUGAAGGAUUGAGUAAAGGUGGGAUAAAUAUUUCAAAAAUUUCCUGCUUGGAAUAUAGUACAGGAAGUGUUGCUUGUUCUUACAGUCAGUCAACAUCCAAAGAUGUUAUGAAAGUUUUGCUCAAUGCUCCAAUGCUUACCGAUUUAAGAUUGUGGUCUCACUGGGACCUUGCAUUUGCUCCUUCACUUGGUUCUCUUGCUGGUUGGUUAUUGAAAGAGGCUAAUACUAAAGAAUUGUUGUGUUUGGUGACCAGAGGCGGGAAAGUAAUUCGAGUAGAUCAUUCAGCAACUACAGAUUCAUUCUUAGAAGUUCUUCUGCAAAAAUCUCCUUUUGAAACUGCUUUGAAGCUGUUGUCUUUGUUAACUUUAUAUGGUGGCGAACACAAUGUUCCUUUGGCCCUCCUGAAAUGCUACGCCUGCAAGGCUUUUGAAGUUUUUUCCAAAAAUUUUCUAGAUAUGGAUUCAAUUGAUAAGCACGGAAUGCCCAGUGAUGUAAACACCGUGUUACUGAAAACUGAGAGCAGACUUCAUAAAGCGAAUUGUGUUGCAUCAAGGUUUAUACUUGAGUGCCUGGACUAUAUGCCUCUUGAGUUCUGCCCUUUUGCUGCUGAUAUUUUGCUCUCCGGGUUGCAGCAGUUUGCCAAAGAUGCUGCUUCAGCUGUACUAGAGGAAUGCAGGGUGAUUAAACAUCGUGUCAUGCUUCAUGACAUUGGAUUUUCACUUGGUAUUCUGGAAUGGAUCGAUGAUUACUACACAUUUUCUGCUUCUGCAUCUGCCACCUGUUUAUCAAUGUAUUCUGAAACUUCUUUCCUACCACACGGCAUGGCUGAACUAAACACCAAUUCAAAUCUGUUGCAAUCUAGUACUGUACUUCCCUCUCCGGAAGUUAAAGAUUUCUCCCUUGAGACAAUGCUGCAUAAUGGGAAUCACAGAGAAAUGAGCGAAACUAGUAAGGUUGCUGCUGGUCCUGUUGAUUGUUCGGGUGGAGGUCCGAUAAAUCAGUUUUAUGACCUCAGUCCAGGCCAGGUUGUUGAAUCUAUAAGACAGGAAGAAUUUGGUUUGAAUCCUAAUAUUUCAUCUGUUGAAAGUGAAAUGUUGAAUAAGCAACAUGCCCGGUUAGGCAGAGCACUCCAGUGUCUCUCACAUGAGCUGUAUUCUCAGGAUUCACAUUUCCUUCUGGAACUGGUUCAGAAUGCAGAUGACAACAUCUACCUUGAAAAUGUUGAGCCCACAUUGACAUUCAUUCUUCAUGAUAAGGGCAUUGUAGUGCUAAAUAAUGAACAAGGGUUUUCUGCAAAGAACAUCAGAGCGCUCUGCGAUGUGGGGAAUUCCACAAAGAAAGGACAUAGUUCUGGAUAUAUUGGAAAGAAAGGCAUUGGUUUCAAAUCUGUGUUUCGGGUCACUGAUGCUCCUGAAAUUCAUUCCAAUGGUUUUAAUAUAAAGUUUGAUAUAACGAAGGGACAGAUAGGGUUUGUUUUGCCAACUCUUAUCCCCUCAUGUGACGUUGAUUUCUACUCCAGACUGGUCUAUACAGAUAAAGACCCCAUCACAUCCAAUUGCUGGAAGACAUGUAUUGUCCUCCCUUUCAGAUCAAACAUUUUAGUAGAUUCUGCUAUAAAUAGCAUUGCAUCAAUGUUUGCAGAUCUUCACCCAUCUUUACUACUAUUUCUUCACCGACUUAAAUGUAUCAUGUUUCGAGAUAUGAUUAGGAAUUCAUUUAUUAUAAUGCGGAAAGAAGUUGUUGGUGAUGGUAUUGUUAGAGUUUCAUGUGGAAAUGAAAAAAUGUCUUGGCUUGUGGUAUCCCAUAAAUUACGGGCUGAUGUUAUUCGUCCUGAUGUGCAAACAACAGAGAUAUCCAUUGCUUUUACAUUGCAGGAGACAAUUGAUGGAAGCUACAUUCCGAAUCUGAACCAACAGCCUGUUUUUGCAUUUCUUCCUCUGAGAAAAUAUGGUCUAAAGUUUAUUCUUCAGGGUGACUUUGUUUUGCCUUCAUCCAGGGAAGAAGUUGAUGGAAAUAGCCCUUGGAAUCAGUGGUUACUCUCUGAAUUUCCUAACUUGUUUGUUAAUGCGGAGAAAUCAUUUUGCAAUCUUCCGUGCUUUAGGAAUGAUCCAGCAAAGGGUGUUGCAGCAUAUCUGACUUUUGUUCCCAUUAUAGGGGAAGUGCAUGGAUUCUUUUCUAGUCUUCCUCAGAUGAUUCUCUCUAAAUUGCGGAUGUCAAACUGUUUGAUUCUAGAUGGUGAGAAGAAUGAGUGGGUUCCACCUUGCAAAGUUCUGAGAAACUGGACUGAGCAGGCUCGCACUCUUUUUCCUGAUAGCUUGCUUUAUGAGCAUCUUGGACUUGGAUAUUUGCAUAAAGAUAUUGUUUUAUCUGAUUCAUUAGCAAGGGGUCUGGGAAUUGAAGAAUAUGGACCCAAAAUUCUUAUCCAGAUUUUAUCUUCUUUGUGCUGUAAGGAGGGUGCUUUGGAAUCCAUGGGCUUACCUUGGUUAUCAGCAUGGCUUAAUUGCAUCCAUAUGAUGUCCAUCCCAAGCUCUGGGCAAUGUUUACCUGACUCUGGAAUAGGACCAGAUAUCACAAAUAGCCUGAGGAAACUUCGGUUUAUUCCUCUUUCAGAUGGAAAAUUUAGCUCAAUGGAUGAAGGCACUAUUUGGUUGCACGCUGAUGCUUUGAGCACUAGUAGUAGCGACAAGAAUGGUCUGGAGAAUUUCCCAAUGGUAUAUGCUAGACUUAGAAUCGUGAGUUCUGCUCUAUUCUCUGCAGAUACAGCUUAUGAUACGUGCUUUCAAGCAUCUACUGUAGAAAAUAUUGUUAGGAUGCUGUAUAGAGUUGGUGUUCAGCAGUUAUCGGCACAUGAAAUAAUAAAGAUGCACAUUCUUCCUCUUCUUUCUGAUGGUCAACACACCUCACAUGAUGGUCUAAUGACUGAUUAUAUUUCUUUCAUGAUGUUCCAUCUACAGUCUAACUGCCCCAACUGUCAUCUGGAAAGAGAUCUUAUCAUUGAUGAAUUACGCAACAAAGCUCCCAUUUUAACAAAUUGUGGUUACAAGCGAUGUGCAGAGGUUCCAAUCCAUUUCAGCAAAGAGUAUGAGAAUCCUAUUGACAUGAAGCAGUUAGUAACAGGCCUUAGUGUGGAAUGGGUUGAAGUUCAUAAUGUGUAUUUAGAGCAUCCAAUUACAACAUUAUUGCCAGGAGGAGUUUCAAAGUGGAGAAACUUCUUCAUGGAGUUGGGGAUCACUGAUUUUGUACAAAUCUUUCCAGUUGAGAAAAGCAUCUCGGAUUUAUCUCAAGUAGUUAUACAAAGUAUAACUUGGGAUAAAGAUUUGUUUUCUCGAGAGUUAAAGGUCAAAGAUUGGGAAUCCAAAGAAUUUGCUCAUUUGCUGUCACGACUAUCUGCUGUUAAUGGUAAAGAGAAGUCCAAGCAUCUUUUGGAGAUCCUUGAUUCCUUGUGGGAUGAUUGUUUCAAUGACAAGGUUAACGGUUUCUUUUUUAAUUCCAAUGGUGAAAUGAAACUAUUUGAAUCUUCAUUUGCCAGCAGCAUUCGUAAUGUUCAAUGGAUUGGUUCGACCUUGGAUGACAAUCUCCACUUUCCUAGCGACUUGUUCUUUGAUUGCGAGCCGGUGCGAUCAGUUUUGGGUGCCUCUGCACCCUAUGCUCUUCCAAAGGUGAAGAGCAAGAAGUUGCUGAGUGUGAUCGGUUUGAAAACUCAGGUAACAAUUGAUGAUGCCCUAUCUAUUCUUAAGGUUUGGACAAGGUCUGAAUCAUCCGUGAGAGCCAGCUUAUCACAAAUGUCUAAGUUCUACACAUUCAUAUGGGAUGGAAUAUCUACUUCUGAUCUACGAGUCGUGAAUGAUCUGUGUGAUGGUCCUUUCAUAUUUGUCCCACACUUGUGUAGUUCUUGGUCCGAGGAUGUGUCUGGGGUAUUUUUAUCGAGUAAAGAAGUCUUUUGGCGUGAUCCUAUCGGUUUUACAGAGCAAAUGAAAACAGUCCGUUCUGAACAUGCUGCAGAUAUGGCUCAGCGCCCUGUUGUUAAUAUGUUAUGUAGUGUGUAUCCUAGCCUUCACGAUUUUUUUGUGAAUGUGUGUGGAGUGGUUGAGUUCCCGCCUUUUCGUGGUUACCUUCAGGUUUUGCUACAGUUGUCGGCUGUUGCUUUACCUUGCCAGGCGGCUAAGACUUUUUUUCAGGUGUUUGUAAAGUGGUCUGAAGAACUAAAAUCAGGCUUGCUUAGCUCGGAAGAUCUUGAACACCUGAAAGAUAAUCUUCGGCAGAAGGACUUUACUGUGCUCCCCACUGUACAGGAUAAAUGGGUAUCUCUAAAUCCAUCUUUUGGCAUUAUUUGUUGGUGUGAUGAUGAUAUACUGAAGAAGGAAUUCAAGCAUCAUGAAAACAUUGACUUCUUGCACUUUGGGGAACUUAUCAGCGAGGAAAAGGAGUUGCUGCACUCAAAGGUGUCAAUUCUCAUGCAAAGGCUUGGCAUCCCCGCUCUUUCAGAGGUUGUAACUCGUGAAGCAAUAUACUAUGGUGUUUCUGAUUCUACUUUUGUGGCUUCUCUGAUCAACUGGGCUCUUCCGUAUGCUCAACGCUACAUACACAACAAUCAGCCCGAAAGAUUCUCUCAGCUCAAGCAAUCUGGAUUUGAAAGUCUGAAAAGUCUUAAAGUAAUUGUCGUAGAGAAGUUGUUCUACAGAAAUGUGAUCAAAGGAAACAUGAUGCCAUCCAAGAAAAGGUUCGAGUGCAACUCUCUUCUAAAGGACACCGUAUUGUAUGUUUCUCGAGAGUUCGAUUCACAUUCUGUAUUUAUGGAACUUUCUCGUCUUUUCAGUGGUGGAACCCCUGAUCUCCACUUAGCGAAUUUUCUUCACAUGAUCACAACCAUGGCAGAAUCAGGCACGACCGAAGAGCAGACUGAAUUCUUCAUUCUAAACAGUCAGAAAAUGUCCAAACUCCCAGAGGGAGAACUUGUCUGGUCCCUUUCGGAGAGUGCAUUUUCUAUGGUAAAUGAAGAGGCGCCAAUGAUGAACUUCGAAUUGGAAACAACUGAGGAGCCAAAUCCCGUAAAAUUCAAGAGGAGACCAGGAAUUAAUUCUAAUUGGCCCCCUGUAGACUGGAAAACUGCACCUGGUUUUCCUUCCACCCACAUGUCUACAUUUAAAACACCGGUGGGCAGUGGUGGGAAAGUACUGGCGGAGGAUGAGGUGGCAGAAAUCAUGAGGCAUCCCGAAAAGCACCCUCAUGCUCCAACUGAUAUUAACCUCGAAAGAGUCGUCGAAGAGGGCUCAAUAGCAGGUGCACUUCGGACUGUGGGUGCACUAGAUGCUGAAAUUUCAGAAGUCAAACCAUUAGACUUCCCCAAUACUAUGCCUGGUACUAGUAUGUGUUUGGAUUCUCUCCCUGAUGUUACUACAUCAGAAGGUCCGGCUUCAGUUCCAAAUUUCAGUGAUAGAGGUCAACUAUCGCUUAGCACAGCAGAUAGACAACAGGCACUCUUAACGGGCAGGCUAGGGGAAUACGUUGCUUUUAAGUAUUUCAUUGGUAAAGUUGGCCAAACAUUUGUGAAGUGGGUGAACGAAACUCUUGAGACUGGGCUGCCUUAUGACCUUAUAGUGGAAGAUAAAGAGUACAUAGAAGUAAAGGCAACCAAACACCUGAGAAAGGAUUGGUUCAACAUAUCCACAAGGGAAUGGCAGUUUGCAGUUGAAAAGGGUGAAUUUUACAGCAUUGCACAUGUUGUAUUAUCAGUUAACAAUACAGCAACUGUCACGAUAUACAAAAAUCCUGCCAGACUCGUCCAGCUCGGUAAGCUCCAGUUGGCCAUUACAAUCCAAUAAACUAUUUUUUCUUGGAUACCUCUCAUAACAAAAACGUCGGUGAACUAGUUGGUAUACAUGCGAAAGACAUACAUCUGUUAGAUUUUUUUAUUCACGACCGGGAAAAUAUCAUUUUGGACAGGCGUGACAUUAUUUCGAGUGUAGGAGCAUGCAGGAACCGGGUACAUAAUGUUGUAUAAGAGUGACAAUGAUAGGGUUUGGUUUUUCCGUCCAAAAAGAUUCUGUUCACCAUGUUAACCAAAACACAUUUUUGCUUUUCCCUUUUGUUUCCCAAGUAUUUCAAAGAACGUGCCAUUGUGUAUCUGUAUCAUCUUUAUUUGAUUGGUAUGAUUCUUUGAGCAAUAAUUUACCAAUAGUCUC
Molecule: messenger RNA, 8361 nt
Organism: Cuscuta campestris
Lineage: Eukaryota; Viridiplantae; Streptophyta; Magnoliopsida; Solanales; Convolvulaceae
Source: the annotation of a GenBank genome assembly